Hypoxylon fragiforme is the source of this 4750-nucleotide messenger RNA. RefSeq lists its product as uncharacterized. The coding region runs from base 158 to 4075 and encodes 1305 amino acids. Gene Ontology annotation, biological process: regulation of DNA-templated transcription. The record is from RefSeq and is a predicted model, not a curated record. The transcript has 3 exons. Gene Ontology annotation, molecular function: DNA binding. NCBI's taxonomy places the organism in Eukaryota, Fungi, Ascomycota, Sordariomycetes, Xylariales, Hypoxylaceae.
UGACCUGUCUUCUCUUGUUUAAUUUAUACUUUCCCAUCUCAUCCGGAAUCGUCCAUACCAAGGCGGAUGUCAUUGACCUUUACACAUACGCCCUUGUCCUUCUCACUCAACUGCUACGCCCUGUUUAGCUGAAACAUCUCUUGGUGCUACGCCCUUCAUGACGACCAUCAACGAGCUAGCGGAGAUGGAUUUUGUCAACUGGGAUGCCACCUCGGCCGGCCCCAGCUUUGAUCCCGUCAUGGCAUCGGAGGGCGCAGCCGAUCCCCUCGAUGCCGGCGGUGGCACAUUGUUAGACCAGCCCAAUAUGGAUCUGGUCUUUGGGGACAUCGACGGCGAUGAUUGGUCGUACUGGGCUCUUGAGCACUUUGAUUCCACUCAAAUGCCACAGGAUGUUGACCUCUCGGAGCCUGUAGCCAAUUCGAUGCUGUAUUGGGAGACUCCCGAGGCCCCCUGUACUCACUGCGCCUUGGGUGGUUACCAGUGCAAGCGAAUCAGAGAAGGUAAAUAUAGAGGUUAUUGCACGAGCUGCGUUGCACUCCGGUGUGAGUGUAGCUUCGGCCCCCUGGAAAACAACCUGGCCGCUGAAGCCGGUGCGACCUUUCCGGCGAACCCCUGGCCAACGAUGGGCGAUAGACCCGAAACGUCUAUUCUACACGAAGAUGACUUCGCCACCAUCAUGACUUCAGCUCCGCCUGUAUCAUCAGGGCUUGCUGCCGCAUCUGCCGCUAUCAUGGAAGAUCAGCAGUUAUCAUCAAAGCCUCCCACCAUAACUAAGAGUGGUGCACGAUUUUCUCGCGAAUCUGUCAAGAUUCUGAAGAACUGGGUCUCGACGCAUAGCAGACACCCGUAUCCCACCGAGGAGGAAAAGGAGGGCCUGCAGAAGAUCACCGGUCUCACCAAGACUCAGAUCACCAAUUGGCUUGCCAACGCUCGCCGGCGUGGCAAGAUCCAACCUACCAGAGCCACUUCUCCUCACAUCGGCCGCGGAUAUGCCCAAGCCAUCGAUAUCCCCCAGCGGAGAGGCACGCCAGCACUAUUUGAGAGCAUGAACCCGUUGCAGAGAUGGGCCAACUCUCCCCCCGAGAACGAACCUGCGUCCGUCGCAGCUAUCGCCAGAGCCGUGUCGGCCUCCUCUAACUCGUACUCGCAGACGUCGGGAUCUGGCCGUAACAGUCCUUACGUCUCCAACUGGUCAGACGAUGGGUCUAGCAGGUCGCUGUGCAAUGUAUCGUCUGCCAGCAGUUUGGGUACAUCUCAUUCCAGCGGCGGCUCUUUUGCGUCGGCCUAUUCCAGCAAAUCCCGCGGCUCCUUUGGCUCGCUACCCUCAUUUGUCCGGACCCGCGGCCGACGCCGUCGCCGACGCGCCCCGCCCAAGCGAGCCGAGGAGGGUCUCAGCCAGCCACUGAAGACAUUCGAGUGCACGUUCUGUACCGAAACUUUCAGGACUAAGCACGACUGGCAACGGCACGAGAAAUCGUUGCAUUUGUCUCUCGAGCGAUGGAUCUGUUCUCCCGACGGGCCUCGAUACAUCAACCCCGAAAACGGAAUGAUGAGCUGCGUCUUCUGCGGCGAGGUGAACCCCAACGACGCCCACAUCGAAGCCCACAACUUCUCCAGCUGCACCGAGCGGACGCAAGAAGAACGGACAUUCUACCGGAAGGAUCAUCUCCGCCAGCACCUCAAGCUCGUGCACAACGUCAGCUUCCUCCCCUGGGCGAUGGACAGGUGGCGGGUGAACUUCCCAGAGAUCCGGUCGCGGUGCGGUUUCUGCGGCAUCGUGCUCGACAGCUGGACGAUCCGUGUGGACCACCUCGCCGAGCAUUUCAAGACCGGUAACACUAUGGCUGACUGGAAGGGUGACUGGGGUUUUGAAGCGCCCGUGCUGGAGAUGGUCGAGAACUCUAUCCCGCCUUAUCUGAUUCACGACGAGAGAAAUACGCCGCUGCCGUAUAAGGCCAGCAGCAACCCGCCCACAACGCCGACUAAUGCUUACGAGCUUCUCAAAUGGGAGCUCUACCACUGGAUGUCCCAAUUCACGGCAGACACGGCGAGGCCACCAACCGAUGCUGAGAUACAAUUAGAGGCAUGCUGCAUCCUUUUCGGUGCCGACGCGCAAUCACAGCCUCACCGCCGGGGCGCAACAUCAUGGCUCCGCGACCUCAUCGUCUCGUCCGAGGAGCAAGCCCGGAACGCCGCCUUCCGCCCCAUCCGAGGGCAGCUAGACUGCCGCCUGACCUCGCUGCGCAUCAACGGCAAGGGCGAGAUCUUCGAGGGCUGCGAGUUCGAACGGCAGCUGCGGGACUUCGUCGACAACAGACAGCUACUGGGGUUAACGGCGAUGGACCAUGAGCUGCAGGUCGAAGCGUGCCGCAUCAUCGGACGAGUCGAAGAAAAGUCCGGCAACCCGAUGGACGACAUCGCCAACUGGUUCAUCCGCGUGAUCAACAGCUCGCCCAAGUGGCUCGAGAACUUUCGGCAGCGGGCGCAUCUCCCGCGCAGCGAGGACGUCGGAGACACGUAUCUGCGGUCCAAGGACCCCAAGACCAUCGACUCGACCAUCUACAACUACACCCGAUUAGAGCGGGAGCUUGGCGACUACUUAUUGGGCAGGAGGACGACAGGCGUCGAGCCCGACGACGGCGACUUACAGCACCGGGCGCGCAUCAUUAUCUACGACAGCGACGACGAGUGGAACCAGACGGCCGCCGACGACAAGGAGUGGCUGCAGCGCUUCCGGAACAGACACCCGGUCAGCGGAGGAGGAGGAGGAGGCAGCGCGAUGUCCAUGUCCGCGUCGGACGACUCCCCCAUCCUCCUCGACCACGCCCCCUGUCGAUCAUCGCCAACCCAAAACCAGCACCCCGCUGCUACUGCCGCUGCCCCAAGCGACUCGCAGUACCUGGGGCCUCUAUUCAAAGACCUGCCGCCCCAAUCCCAAUCGCAACCCCAGGCCACCAACUCAGCAGCAGCAGCAGCAGCCGCCGAUGGCGAUUUCAACAGCUCUAUCAAAAUAGGCCCUUUCUUCCUAAACGACACCAACUGCUAUCGCCGCCUGGCGCGCGGACUGAGUCGCUUCGUGGCGUCGACGAUGUCCGCGAAUAACCCCAACCGACACGUGCCGACUGACGAGGAGCUGCAGUACCAGGCAAGGUGGCUGAUAUAUGACGACGACGACCCCUGGAACCAAACCGCGGCCGACAACUUCGAAUGGCUGCAGCGCUUCAAGCGGGACGUGGGGAUCCUCGCGCCGUCGUCGGGGCCUGGCCUCGGCAACUCCAACGACGUGGCGUGGGCGGCCUCCGAAGGCGGCACGGGCUUCGCGCCGCCGUACGUGCUGCCGAACCCCGCGCUGGCCAUCGAGCCGCUGUCCGCGGACCCCACCGUCUUCAUCCGCGAGGGCGCGAGGCCGUUCGCGCCCGCCGCGGGCACGGCCAACCGCUUCCUGCGCCGCCUCGCCCGCCGCUUCCCCGCGCCCGCCAAGGUCUUCUGCAGCCGCGAGCUCGAGUCCGGGCUCGCGGCGUACGUGCGCAGGCACGUGGCGGCGGCGGCGGACGGCGCGAGCUUCCCGAGCGACGAGCAGCUGCGCGCGCGCGCGCGCCAGAUCCUGGCGAUGGAGCGGACGAGCUGCGACGACCCGGUGCUGCUCGAGCGGUUCAAGAAGGCGGUGCGGGAUCCGGGGGGGUUGCUGGGUGGGCAGGGGCAAGGGCAAGGGCAAGGGCAAGGGCAAGGGCAUCGCCACCGCUCUUCUUCGUCGGGUACCGUGGACGUGUUUGAAGGAGAAGGAGGAGAGGGGGGAGGAGCGCCGCUGACGCCGAAUAUCGCGGCGGAUAUCGCGGCUGUGACGGCGGGCGCGAGCGACGAUAAUAAUGAUAACGAUAACUAUAAUACUAAUAACCACAACUACAACCACAGCACGGACGACGCAGCAGCACUCGCAACGCUCCCGUCGGAGAUGGAGAUGGAGAUGGAUCUGGAUCUGGACUUCCACUUCACGGAGCAGGAGAUGCAGGAUCUGCUGGGGGACGUGGGCAACGAAUUCGGCGCCGGCGGUGACGGGGGCGCGUCGUUGCAUUAAGGUGGUUUGCUGUGGAACGACAACAGCACUUCAGCAUCAGCAUCAUCAUCAUCAUCAUCAUCUCUUAUCAACGACAACAUCAUCAUCAACUACAACACCAUCGCCAACAACAACAACAACAAACAACGAAAAGUAAAGAAGGACCGGCACCGGCGGAUACUUGCGUCUCCGUCAGCUUCUGCCAGCAUGCUAGAUACCAUAUGGGAAGGCGAGGAGUAUGCAGGCGAACUGUAGCAUUUUUAGUACCUACCUAGCUAUUUUUCAUUUUAUUCUAACUUGUAAGCUACCAUACCAUACCUACCUACCUACCUACCUACAUAAACAGGCAAAUAGGCAGAAAUGGAUAUAUAUAUAUAGGGUAGCUAAGUAGUAAGUAAGUAGGUAGGUAACGAGGGAUAUUAGGUACCUAACGGGCAUGUAGCGAGGUGUUAUGUUUUACGAAAGAAUGAGAAUAAAUGAACAUGAAUAUGAUCAUCUAAACUUCCAGUCUAUCUAUUUAGGUAUGUAGGUAGGUACCUACGUGAUGGGCAACCUAUCUAGUAUCUAGGUACUUAUUGAUUCGAUGACUUUUACGUGAUAUGAAGAGGCAGGCCUACCUGCUAUUGAAAUAGGGGAAGUUAGCAUAGCUUAGCUAGCCUGCUACAAAUAAGUUGGUAAGAACCUAGGUAGUGCAAU